CAGCAUCGGUAUGGUACCAGUCCGGUGGCACCCUACGGUACACGGCUCGUUGUGGUUGUUGGCAUCCACGUUCUGUUCUCACAAAUCUACCAAUCCAAAACCAAAACCAAAACCACCCGCAAGAUGAACAAACCCACCGCCUUCCUCCUCCUCGCCCUCGCCCUGGCCAGGGGCUCCCUCGCCUUUACCACGAGCGGUCCCCGCUCGGCGCUUUCGGCCCGGGCGGCCCCUCUUCCCGUGAGCGAGAUGCCCACCCACCAAGGCGCAACGUCGACCUCCCUCAACCUCAAGGUCAAGGUCGAUCCCAACGCCAAGACCAAGAACUCUGCCGGAAACGCCAAGGCCGCCGCCUACGGUGGAUCCAUCGCCAUUGCCGCCCUCUUGCCGGUGAUCUUUUUGGUCUGGUCGGUCGUCAACAAGGGAAACUAAGCAAGCAAAGCAAACCAUAGUAUAACCAAACCAACCGAACCGAAACCGAUGUUGUUUGCUGGUCGAAACGAAAUGCGACGCAAUCGGCAUCGGACGAAAAGAACCGAAUGCACGAGAGAAAACUUGGUUGUUCUCGGUCGAAACCAAUCCAGUCGAGUCGAGUCGAGAACAACGCACGCGUGCAACAAAAAUUGUAGAAGGAAGAGAGAAUGGUAGCUCCGCUGUGUCGUCCACGGCAACGGGGAAUGGAGUCGAAAUGGGUGAGGAAAGCUCAACCGAAACGAAACGAAACGGGCGGUUUCGUUUUGCAGGGGAUCUGGGAUCGUUCUUAACGAUCGGAAUGCUGUCGAUGGCUGUAUUAGGCUGUACAUGUUAUGACCAAGAGCAAUCCCUAAACAAAAGAAAAACUAAGAAAUGGAAAACUAAAUG
Molecule: messenger RNA, 858 nt
Organism: Pseudo-nitzschia multistriata
Lineage: Eukaryota; Bacillariophyta; Bacillariophyceae; Bacillariales; Bacillariaceae
Source: the annotation of a GenBank genome assembly